Messenger RNA from Solanum verrucosum, 997 nucleotides. RefSeq lists its product as uncharacterized. Gene Ontology annotation, biological process: rRNA processing. Bases 71 to 952 code for a protein of 293 amino acids. The transcript is spliced from 9 exons. Gene Ontology annotation, cellular component: small-subunit processome; nucleolus; Mpp10 complex. Lineage: Eukaryota; Viridiplantae; Streptophyta; Magnoliopsida; Solanales; Solanaceae. The record is from RefSeq and is a predicted model, not a curated record. Gene Ontology annotation, molecular function: snoRNA binding; rRNA primary transcript binding.
UCUUCCCCAAAAUCUCUUAAACCCUAAAACCAGAAAAACCUUGAAAAACGACGACGUUUGUGAAGCCACCAUGCAUAGAAGGAACAUUAGGCUGCGAAGAGAGUACCUAUACAGGAAAAGCUUAGAAGGGAAGGAGCGUUUGCUAUAUGAGAAGAAACGCAAAAUAAGAGAGGCUUUAGAAGAGGGAAAACCAAUUCCAACUGAGCUCAGGAAUGAAGAAGCUGCUCUUCGGAAAGAAAUCGAUCUUGAAGAUGAAAUUACUGCUGUACCUCGAUCAACUAUUGAUGAUGAAUAUGCUAAUGCACCUGAAAAAGAUCCCAAAAUUUUGCUUACCACUUCAAGAAAUCCUAGUGCUCCUCUUACUCAGUUUGUCAAGGAGUUGAAAAUUGUGUUCCCUAAUGCUCAGCGGAUGAAUCGUGGUGGUCAGGUUAUAUCAGAAAUAAUUGAAACCUGCCGAUCUCAUGAUUUUACAGAUGUAAUUUUGGUCCAUGAGAAUCGUGGUGUGCCUGAUGGUAUUGUCAUUAGUCAUCUGCCUUUUGGUCCAACUGCUUACUUUGGAUUGCUCAAUGUGGUGACUAGACAUGAUAUUAAGGACAAAAAAUCUAUGGGAACGAUGUCUGAGGCGUAUCCACAUUUGAUUUUUGACAAAUUUUCAACUAAGCUUGGUGAGAGGACAGUAAACAUCCUAAAGCAUUUGUUUCCUGUGCCCAAGCCUGAUACAAAACGUAUCCUCACAUUUGCUAACCAGUCGGACUACAUCUCAUUCAGACAUCACGUCUAUGAAAAGAAUGGAGGUCCAAAAUCAAUUGAGCUGAAAGAGGUUGGCCCUCGAUUUGAACUACGGCUUUACCAGAUCAAAUUAGGAACGAUGGAUCAAGACGAAGCUCAAAUCGAGUGGGUCAUAAAGCCUUACAUGAACACAUCUAAAAAACGGACCCUUCUAGGGGACUGAUCAACAUGCAGCAGAAUAUGUACUUUGAAGCCUCCGUCUCUUCCC